Messenger RNA from Pseudovirgaria hyperparasitica, 513 nucleotides. Its product is annotated as histone-fold-containing protein. NCBI's taxonomy places the organism in Eukaryota, Fungi, Ascomycota, Dothideomycetes, Acrospermales, Acrospermaceae. Gene Ontology annotation, cellular component: negative cofactor 2 complex; nucleus. Gene Ontology annotation, biological process: negative regulation of transcription by RNA polymerase II; transcription by RNA polymerase II; positive regulation of transcription by RNA polymerase II. The record is from RefSeq and is a predicted model, not a curated record. The transcript is spliced from 2 exons. Gene Ontology annotation, molecular function: protein heterodimerization activity; core promoter sequence-specific DNA binding; transcription coactivator activity. The coding region runs from base 1 to 513 and encodes 170 amino acids.
AUGCCUCCUCAGACUCGAGGGAGGAGGGUACAGUAUGAAGAAGAUGACUAUACACCAGAGUCCCCGCCAGAGCCUGCACACGACUACAGCAGCUUCCCGCCUGACGGCAAUAGCGACAGCUCCGCGAAUACAAACGCCGACUUGGGCAUAAUCGUGAAGACCAAGUUUCCUGUCGCAAGAAUCAAGAGAAUCAUGCAAGCCGACGAGGAUGUCGGCAAGGUCGCCCAGGUCACACCUGUAGCAGUCUCGAAAGCCCUGGAGCUCUUCAUGAUCAACCUUGUAACAAAAGCUGCCUCCGAAGCCCGAUCACGCGGCCAGAAACGCGUCACGCCUGCUCAUUUGAAGCAAGCCAUCACGUCCGACACGCAGUUCGACUUUCUCGAGGACGUCGUCAAGAAGAUUGCCGAUGCGCCCGCUGCUACUGAGAAAAUGGACGAAGAUGAGAGUGGUGAGCCCAAGAAGCGCAAGGGCGCAGGCCGGAGAAAGAAAAAAGAAGACAGCGAGGAGCUCUGA